AAAUGAAACGACUUACCCAUCACUUGUCAGCAUGCAAUUGUUUUGUUUAGAGGAAUAUGCAUAUUUUUCAAUAAAAACAAUUAUUGUUUAUUAAUUAUGGUAAAUUUUUAUGAAAAUAGAAUUUAAUUUAUUUUGUGAGUAUGAGUAAAUAAGUUAGAAAUGUUUCAAAGAAAUUUCCGAAAAGUUUCUGUACAAGGAAGAAACUUUUUUGAUUUUUUCCAGUCGAACAAAAAGUCUCAAAAAUUGGAACAACAUAAAGAAAAAAAUAAUUCAUUUGGCAAAUAUGACAUCGUUCAGCCAUGGACGGUUUCUGAAAGAAAAACAGUGCCAGCAUACAUAUCAAAACCAUCUUAUGGUCAAUCUUCAGUUCCUCGCGAAUCACCGAAAUUUGAAGAAAUUAAAGAUAACAAUCAAAUAGAAUCCAUGAGACACAGUUGCCUUUUAGCGAAACGCAUUCUAAAUCAAAUACCCGCACUUAUUAAGCCUGGCGUUACGACAGAUUCAAUUGAUGAAAAAGUUCACGAAUUAAUAAUUUACAAUACUGCCUAUCCGAGUCCAUUAAAUUAUCGUGGUUAUCCAAAAUCAAUUUGCACUAGUAUUAAUAAUGUUGCUUGCCAUGGAAUUCCAGACAAUCGACCACUUCAAAACGGAGAUAUACUCAAUGUUGACAUAACUGUAUUUUUAAAUGGUUAUCAUGGAGACUGUUCGACAAUGUUUCAAGUUGGAUCGGUAGAUAAAGAAGGAAAACGAUUAAUUUCCGCGACGGAAAUUUGCCUAAUGGAAGCGAUAAAAAUUUGCAAACCUAAUGAAAAUUUUAAUAGCAUUGGAAGUAUUAUUCAAGAAACUGCCGAAAAACUGGGUUUUGGAAUAAUUCCAUCUUUUGCUGGCCACGGCAUUGGAACUUAUUUCCAUGGCCCUCCUGAUAUUUUCCACUGCAUAAACGAAGUAAAGGGAAAAAUGCAACCGGGCAUGACAUUUACCAUUGAGCCUGUUUUGACUCAAGGAGGGCCGGAAAUCGAAAUUUUAGAAGAUGGAUGGACCGCAAUAACCACAGACAAUGCAAGAACUGCUCAAUGUGAACACACAAUUUUAAUAACAGAAACAGGCUGUGAUAUUCUUACUCUGUAGAAAAUUUCAUUGUUAUUAUAAAAACUUUCAAACAGAAAGAGUUAGCAAACACAAAUAAAUAAAAAUGAAGUGGGAUUUUGAAAACAAA
Molecule: messenger RNA, 1216 nt
Organism: Leptopilina boulardi
Lineage: Eukaryota; Metazoa; Arthropoda; Insecta; Hymenoptera; Figitidae
Product: methionine aminopeptidase 1D, mitochondrial
Exons: 6
Coding region: 160-1128 (322 amino acids)
Biological process (GO): proteolysis
Molecular function (GO): metalloaminopeptidase activity
Source: RefSeq, a predicted model, not a curated record